Fibroporia radiculosa is the source of this 975-nucleotide messenger RNA. RefSeq lists its product as uncharacterized. Gene Ontology annotation, molecular function: oxidoreductase activity, acting on the CH-OH group of donors, NAD or NADP as acceptor. Bases 1 to 975 code for a protein of 324 amino acids. The record is from RefSeq and is a predicted model, not a curated record. The transcript has 4 exons. NCBI's taxonomy places the organism in Eukaryota, Fungi, Basidiomycota, Agaricomycetes, Polyporales, Fibroporiaceae.
AUGUUGGUGACUGACGGAAUUCCCGAUGAACCGGAAUUGCGAAAGCAGAACACAUCUGAGCUCUACUACUACACUCUCACAUUGCACAUGCAAGCUACAUUCCCUCCUCAUGCCGGCGUUGACUUUGUCAAAACUGCCCGCCAUGACACCUAUCCUGCCAUCAACCCCGCCAAAGCGAACUUGACGGGAAAGGUCGUCCUAGUGACUGGCGCAUCAAGGGGGAUCGGCAAGGCAACCGCGAUCGCCUUUGCACAAGCUGGUGCUUCUGGGCUCGUUCUCGUCGCGCGUUCCGAUUUGAGCGCGACUAAGACGGCUUGUGAGGCCGUAGCGACACGCCCUGGGCAAACGCUGAAGGUCUUAACUGUGUCCGUCGACACCAGCGAUGCCACACAAGUCAACGCUGCUCUUGCGAAGGCAAAGGAGACGUUCGGACGGUUGGACAUUGUUGUCAACAAUGCCGGUGUGCUAGAGCCGUACGCAUUACUAGGCGAUUCAAAUUCCGAGACGUGGUGGAAGACAUGGAAUGUGAAUGUGCGCGGGACGUACGAGGUAACGCGUGCCUCUUUGCCGCUACUACUCGAGAGCGGUGGGGAUAAGACGAUCAUCAUCGUCAGCAGCCUCGCUGCGCACAACGUCCUCCCGACACAUGCCUCAGCAUAUUCGACUACGAAGCUAGCUCAGUUGCGCCUUACCGAAAUUCUCGUCAACGAAUAUGGUAGCAAGGGAGUUUCUGUCUUUGCCAUCCAGCCGGGCGCCGUGGCCACAGACAUGUCAUCCACUGUGCCCGAUGAUAUGAGGCAUUUCAUUGUCGACACACCCGAAGUUGCAGCUCACACGAUGGUUUGGCUUGCUCGCGAGCGCAGAGAUUGGCUAUCCGGCCGCUAUGUCAGCUGCCAGUGGGACGUAGAGGAGCUCGAAGCGAAGAAGCAGGAAAUUAUCCACGGUGAUAAGCUGAAGGUCAGGAUGGUGGUAUAA